CGAACUUGUAUUAUGGAUGACAACCUCGGCAGCUUCUCACUGUCCUCUCUCCUUUUGCCACCUCGCUAUAGUUUGGUUCACAGAUAAAUUUCUAGGCGAUAUAUCUAAUAAAAUACGAUCAAAAUUUUCUUUUUCUUCUUUUCCCGUUUCGAGUUCAUUCUAAGUUUUUGACCGACUCGCGUAAAGGCGGGUUACCGCACGCUCAUCGCUGUAAAGUUGAGAGACUUCGCUACGCUUUUAUUGAUUAAUCAGCAGGUCUUACUUUCACAGCGAGUUGCGAGUCCAAAGCAUGCCUCCUAGGAAAAGAACCUCAGCUAGAGGAUCAGCUGGCGAUUGUCCUGUUAGUAAAAAGGCCCGCUCAGCAGACGUGGAUAUUGCAGAUGGUCUGGUACGAUGGGAAUUGGAAGGAGAUAACAGAAAAUGGGUCGAGUUAACCAGUGAACAGAACAAAUUAUUGACAGGAGCAUGGUCCAAAAAUAAAGAUGAGAUAAGCAUUGCAGUUGCACCUAAGAUGACAAUGAUUUUUCACAUGAAGAAAAUGGUGCAAAAAAACAAAAAGACGGGAUUUGAACGCAGAAUCAGAAUGGCUAUAUUGGACAAAGCAGACAAUGACUUCUAUGUAUGGCAGUGGGAAGAUGAGAAGGGUCAGUGGAACCCAUACUCUGCUGCAGUUUGCCUUGAACUGGAAAAGGCACGGGAAGACAAGCAAGAAAGCAUUGAUUUUGAAGCCUGUGGCAGAACAUACCGCGUGGAUCUCCUCAAACUGGAGCAAGUGAACAUAUCUACUAAUGUCAUUCGUAAAGUUGCUCGAACCAAAUCAGAUGCCACAGUAGCUGAUGCUGAAAAUGUUCUGUCCGUAUCAUCAUCUUCAACCAUGAUUGAUUCUGUAAAGAAAGAGGAAGAAGAGGAAGAAGAACCUGUGAAAACAAGCAAAAGACGAGGCAAAUCAGGUGGAAAGGGCAAGAUUGAAGGAAAGAAGAAAGAAGAGGACGGAGAAUUACAGACAAAAUCUGUUGUCCGCAAAGUAGUGGUCGACAAGGGCAGUGCACCAGUGGACGCCGAGUGCCCUCUUGCUGAAAAAUGCCAUGUAUACAAAACGGCCAAGGUUAUCUGGGACUGCAUGCUCAACCAGACAAAUGUUGGGAACAACAACAAUAAGUACUACAUCAUUCAGUUGUUGGAGGAAAAUGGGAAGAAGGCGUUUCAUGUCUGGCAGCGCUGGGGUCGUGUUGGUUACAAGGGACAGACCAACAUUGUCAACUGUAGCGGUGACCUAGACAAGGCAAUAAAUGUGUUUAGUAAAAAAUUUCAAGAUAAGACUGGCAACAGCUGGAACUGCAAGGAGAAAUUUGUUAAACAUCCAGGAAAAUAUGACCUUUUACACAUGGACUACUCUGCUAAGGAGGACCAAGUAGAUGCUGCCUUAGUACCAGACGAUGAAGAUGAAAAUCUCAAGACACCUGAUUCAAAACUUCCAGAAAAAGUGCAAGAUCUCAUCAAGUUAAUCUGUGAUGUCAAGUCAAUGGAAGAAGCUGUUAUUGAGAUGAAGUACGAUGCUAAGAAAGCACCACUUGGCAAGUUGACAAAAGAACAGAUUAAAGCUGGCUAUGAAGCUUUGAAGGAAAUAGAGACUUUGAUCAACAACAAGGACUUUGGUUCCAGAUUGACUGAGGCCUGCAGUAACUUUUACACGAGGAUACCCCAUGAUUUUGGCAUGAGAGCUCCAGUUGUUAUUAAGACGCCACAAGCGGUGAAAGAAAAGCUGCAACUGCUUGAGGCUCUGGAAGACAUUGAGUAUGCCAUCAAGAUGCUGAAGACUGGAGAUAAAUCAGAGAAUCCAGUUGAUCGCCAUUAUCAUGCACUUACGUGUGGUUUGUCAGUCCUUGAUCGCAACUCCAGUGAAUUCAAGCUCUUGGAUGAAUAUCUGCAAAAGACACAUGCAGCUACUCAUAAUCAGUACAAAAUGAAACUGCUAGACGUCUUUGAAGUUCAGAAACAAGGAGAAAAGGAGAGAUUUGUUGACUGUGGUAACAGAAUGUUGCUGUGGCAUGGCUCACGCUUAACCAACUGGGCGGGCAUCUUAGGUCAGGGUCUAAGAAUUGCACCACCUGAAGCACCUGUCACUGGUUACAUGUUUGGCAAGGGAGUAUACUUUGCUGACAUGUCAAGCAAGAGUGCAAACUACUGCUUUGCUUCUAAGCAGAAGAAUAUUGGCCUAAUGUUGCUGUGUGAUGUGUCUCUUGGCAGUAUGAAUGACAAAUUUGCAGCCGAUUACUAUGCAGACAAACUCCCCAAGGGAAAGCACAGUGUUCGUGGAUGUGGGAGUGUGGGACCUGAUCCAUCCACAUACAAAAACUUGCCUGAUGGUGUAGUGGUGCCAGUAGGAAAGGGAGUGAACACCGGUGCAAAGAACCCUUCUGGAUUUACGUUGAAUUACAAUGAAUAUAUUGUCUACGAUACACGACAGAUCUGCAUGCGAUACUUAUUAAAAGUGCAAUUUGAUUUUAAGUAGAUUAUACCUUUCCAUUUGAAGUUAUAAUUUUUAUUGACGUUCAUAUCUUCAGCAAUUUUUCUCCUCUUUUCUGGUUUUUACUUUUGUUAAAAGCCUACGCAUAAAAAGCAACAAAACUGGUUAUAGAACAGAGUGAUGUUAUGUAUUAUUGAUGUAUGGGGACUGAGCAUCAUUAUUUAACAAUACAACCCAAAUUGUUUUGGUUGCAAGACAGCUGACAUUCCUGGCACCUUUAUUAUAUUGAAAAUAGUUCUUUUCAGUAAUGAAAUCUCUUGUACCCUAUUUAUUAAUGAAUUUUGUGACUAGUAGAGCUAGCCAGGUGGGUUAGGAUGUGAGGAAGCUAAGAUUAGGUGAUUGACCUGUUGAAGUUCUUUACAUAUGUGUAUGUGUCAGUGUGCCUGUGUGGUCUUGAUCAUUUCCUUCUACUUCAGGUCUCUCCGAAAGCAACCAUGGUAAUGUAUUUGUCAUCUUAGUUUAUGACUUGAAGAUAAUUAGGAUUAAAUCAUAAAAGGAAUGCAAUAUGAUGAUGAAAAACAUUUAAUGAUCUUCACUUACUGGAACAUGAAUGUUGCAAUGUUCAUAAAAUACCACCACACUU
Molecule: messenger RNA, 3110 nt
Organism: Pomacea canaliculata
Lineage: Eukaryota; Metazoa; Mollusca; Gastropoda; Architaenioglossa; Ampullariidae
Product: poly [ADP-ribose] polymerase 2-like
Exons: 18
Coding region: 290-2512 (740 amino acids)
Molecular function (GO): NAD+ poly-ADP-ribosyltransferase activity; zinc ion binding
Source: RefSeq, a predicted model, not a curated record